This is a messenger RNA of Drosophila hydei, 1229 nucleotides long. RefSeq names its product mucin-2. Gene Ontology annotation, cellular component: extracellular region. Bases 26 to 1141 code for a protein of 371 amino acids. NCBI's taxonomy places the organism in Eukaryota, Metazoa, Arthropoda, Insecta, Diptera, Drosophilidae. Gene Ontology annotation, molecular function: chitin binding. The transcript is spliced from 2 exons. The record is from RefSeq and is a predicted model, not a curated record.
CAACACAUUUCAUCUAAAUAAUACAAUGAGAGUUUAUAACAUGAUACUAUUCACAGUUUUGAUUGCAUUGUUUGCGCUGCUUAGUUCGAGUGAAGGACACAUGCCACCGUGUGAUGGGUGUGAGACAGCCAAGCCACCCUGUACAACAACAACACCACCUUGUACAACAACGUCACCCUGUACAACAACACCACCCUGUACAACAGCGCCACCCUGUACAACAACACCACCCUGUACAACAACGCCACCCUGUACAACAACGCCACCCUGUACAACAACGCCACCCUGUACCACGACUCCCUGUACCACAACGACACCCUGUACUACAACAACUCCACCCUGUACAACAACAACUCCACCCUGUACAACAACAGCGCCACCCUGUACAACAACACCACCCUGUACACCAACGCCACCCUGUACAACAACACCACCCUGUACACCAACGCCACCCUGUACAACAACGCCACCCUGUACAACGCCACCCUGUACAACAACACCUCCCUGUGCCACAACGACACCCUGUACUACGACAACUCCACCCUGUACAACAACAACGCCACCCUGUACAACAACGCCACCCUGUACAACAACGCCACCCUGUACAACAGCUCCCUGUACCACAACGCCACCCUGUACAACAACAACUCCACCCUGCACAACAACAACUCCACCCUGUACAACAACACCACCCUGUACAACAACGCCACCCUGUACAACAACAGCUCCCUGUACCACAACUAAGCCACCUUGUACCACCAUUAAACCACCAUGUACUGCAACCACACCACCAUGCACCACAACCAAACCACCCUGCACCACAACACCGCCCUGUACAACAACGGAAUGCACAGAAAUACCAGUAAGCUUUGCUAAGUCCCAAUGCAUAUGCCCCUCUGGCUUAGACGAUUGCGACUGCGCCGAGUCAGAAGAUGCUGAAUCUUUGCUCUCAGCACGCGCCUGUCGUGGCAUUAAGGAUGGCACGAUCCUAACGGAUGCCAGGCACUGCCGCAGAUAUUAUGUGUGUCGCAAUAACCGGGCCAGACGACAAAUCUGUGCAGCUGGCCAGUGGUUCGACCGCCGGGCCAAGAUCUGCCGCAAUCGCUCUCUGGUGACAAACUGCUUGGUGGGCCGUAACUGAGAGUUAGACACGCCCUGUGUUCUUAAUGCUGCCAAUCAGCCAGCAUAUAUUUAAAUCAAUUUUUUUCUGCUCAAAUAAAGUACAUGAA